Molecule: messenger RNA, 588 nt
Organism: Asparagus officinalis (garden asparagus)
Lineage: Eukaryota; Viridiplantae; Streptophyta; Magnoliopsida; Asparagales; Asparagaceae
Product: kinesin-like protein KIN-7D, chloroplastic
Exons: 4
Coding region: 217-573 (118 amino acids)
Source: RefSeq, a predicted model, not a curated record
UUCCAGCUAAAGUCUCUCCAAGUCCAAAUUUGUUCAAAUACACGCGGUCCUUACAGGAUCGAGAAAAAGAAUUGUGCAAACAGUUCAUCGAUAUAUUUCUGCUGUAGCUGGUCAUUAGCUGAUGAAACACUGGCAAGGAAAGUUCUGGCAAUUAUCAGUAGAUUGGAAUUUUAGAUUAUACCAUAUAGAAGACGCUAUCUGUUGGUUCUUCAUCUAAUGUCCAACUGCAAAUUCAAAAUAUUGAGCUGCAAUCAAAGAAAUAUGAUAUUAAUGGGAAAGGUCAAAACUGCAGAUAAUAGAGUCAUCCAAGAUCAACUGCAACAAAAGAUAUGUGAAUGCAGAGAGUUACAGGAAACAAUUACUUCCCUCAAUCUGCAUCUUGCACAGGCUCUAGAUACAAAAAAUUCCAGACUAGCAAAUGCUGAACCACAGCAUAUGCAAGAAAAUGAAGGAGUAUCAUCACAAGAUACUGCAGAGUUGCUGCAACAUGCACACAUGCAAGCAGAUUUGGUACAAGGUUGUCACAAAAUUGUAAAGUCUUGUUUUCCUUUGGAACAGUGCUCCAUAAGUUGACUUCUAAUGAUAAAA